This is a messenger RNA of Symbiodinium sp. CCMP2592, 3924 nucleotides long. Lineage: Eukaryota; Dinophyceae; Suessiales; Symbiodiniaceae. The record is from the annotation of a GenBank genome assembly.
AUGGCCAAGUCCGACCCGGAGUUGGUGAAGCUGCUCAAGGAGUCGGGCCUCGACGACAAGCUUGUUGACUACGUCGCUGCCAGGGACAUACGGAGCAGAGACAUCUUUGCUUCAAUCGCAACCUCCGUGCAGGAAGUCGAUGCAGUUUUGAUGGAGCCUCUGGUCGCGGGGUUCAAGAUGCCACAGGGUGAGUCGUUGAAGCUUGAUGCGCUUCAGUUGCCAAUCGUCCGGGCCAAAUUCCGCUAUGUUUGGCGGAAGUGUUCAGAAGCAACGUGCGUGCCAAGCACUCCUGCGGCAGCUGCUUUGCCGCUUUCUGCUCCAGCAAGCAAGUCCACUAAAGAAUUGCAGCCAGGCUACUGGCAGACACAGGUCGCAAAGUACGAGGCGAUCAAGAUUGGGGGCGAGUUCCGCAGGUUCCCCCAAGAGUACUUAUUGGGAACGGAGCCCGUCCUUGCGCGCAUUGUCAAUGAGAUGAAAUCGCUGUCGCACACAUCGGUGGCAUUGCAUGAACUGGUUCAGAACCGAUUCUUCAGCAGAGGCGGCGAGCCAAACCCGCUCUGUCCAGCGAAGAAGCGGGCCAAGACUUCAACCGCUGUCCUGACGAUCAACCAGGACAAUCAACUGGAGACAGCUCCCGACGCGCAGUGGAGCCCGAAGUCUGUGAUAUCAUUCCUGGAUUGCCUGGAGGCGAUUCGCUUUGCGUUCAUACUGGUAGAGAUUGGGCCGGAACCAGCGGUCUGCCGGUACAUUGACUGGUGGGAGAAACAGGUUCGGGCGAGGCAACAUCGUUUGGAGCAGUUGAAAAUCUUCUGGGACAUCGCUGCUUGGCGCAUUGCAAUGGCAUUGCGGAGCAAGAUCGACUUCGCAACCGUGACGUUCGAGAUGAUCAACGACAAUCAGGCGCUCCAGGACGCAUUGAACCGCGAGGUUGCGACGGAGAACUACGAGCGGCGCUGGAGUGAUCGCCGUUGGGAUGACUCCCGCUACGUGCCCUACAAAUCUCAGUGGGAGCACAACUAUGCCGAUCGUCAGCAUGACAAGUACCAGCGUGCCAGCGGAGCUCAUGCCGACCAGCAGCAAGCAAGGGGGACAGAGACAGCACUCCUCUACGGCUCGUCUCAGCAGAGCAAGUUGCGAGGCGCAGAAAUCAACAAGAAGCAUGUGCACCGGAAGUGGCAAUGGCAAGCAGUGCUUUGGGAAUCCAACCCAGAGCUGCGCAAGCUCGCUUCCGCCAAAUUCCCCAGCGCAGUGGUCAAAGAAGACGUCGACAAAGAGACGCCCGACAGCAUCAUCGCUUUUCUCGAGCAGAUCGACCCUGGUGCCCAAGCGCUUGUGAUCAUUGCAGCAGGGCCGCCUUGUCCUGACUAUAGUCGAGUUCGCGAAAAUGCACCUGGCACAUCUGGUCCUGAAGGUUCAAAGUUUGUGCGCUUCGCAGAGCUGAUAAAGUCUUUAGAGAAGAAGUGGCGGUAUGCGCAGUGUGUCUUGCUCGUUGAAAACGUGGUGCCAGCUAACAAAGAAGAUGUGCGAAGGUUGGGGCGUGCGCUGUCAGCGCAGGCUGUCAUGCACGAUGCGGGCGACUUUGGUUUGGUCACCAGGCCGAGAUUGUGGUGGACUCGGAUCCCAUGGCAGGAACUAUCUCACCGCAAUGAUUGCCCUUUCACAAUGAGGUGGUCCACGUACCAGGGUCUUCCACGUGUGCACUUCAACGUUCCGCUCGACAGACCAGACGACCUUGACAUUGGAGACCUCCGGUGGCCGCAGUGCGUCAUGGACGACAAGAAGCCGUUGCCUUGCCUGACUACACCGUCCGAGGACCCGAAAGGACGCCCAGCGCCUCGGUCUUGCAAGGGGAGGACGUCCUCCGAUGCGCAACAACGAUGGCUGCAGGACGGGCGCCAGUAUGCCCCCUGGCACUACGAUGCCGCCAACAUGUUCCGGAGUCCCGACAAGUUCAUGCUUGCCCCAGCUGUGGUCAAAGAACAACUUCAUCAGGUACCUCGAGGUUGGACCGCCAGCUUGCAAGGAGCGGAACGACAUCGAGCAUUGGCCAACGGAUGGAACCUUGGAGCAGCGAGAUUGUUCCUCGUGCUAGGGAUCCUUACCGCGAUGCCCCCGCCUGUGCCAGCGAAAGAGUUGAGUCCAUUGGGUGGAAAUGCUGUCGAUGCCAUGGCAAAGCUGUGGGAGACAAAGUCGUUACUGAACGGACCAGGCGUGCCAUUGUCAGAUGAUGCAAUGGACCUCUCAGCCAUUCUCGAUCCGGAGGAGCAUUGGAGUGCGGCGCAUAGUGUUCUCCAUCAGAAUCAGUCGUCCCCGCAACUAGAACCCGGCCUUCUGCAAUGGUUGCCUCUGUGGAAACACUGGAGGAAGUUUGUCUCCGAGAUGCGAUAUGCCGUGGCCGCCGAAGUCGAGCAGCUUGUCGCCGACCUCGAUGACGAGAUUCAGCAGUGGUACUUCAGUCUCAAGCCGCACGUGAAGAAAGCCUACGCUGCCAAAGACGACACGUGUUCUGUGAAAGUUCCGGUUGUUAAGAAGUUGGCAUCCGUCUUCGGAUGGCAGGACAUGGAGAUCUUUGACGAGCUGACGGAAGGCUUUCCUCUCCUUGGAGAUCUGCGACCUGGUUUAGGGUGGCGUCUUCGCAGCGACUCCCGAUACAGUGAGCCGCUUCCCAUGUGCGACUUCUUGAAGGAGAACCUAGCCGUCGUACAGCAUAAACUGCGGCAGCAACGAGUAGACCCGGCUUGGAAGGUCAUGGCAGCCGAGAUUGCUGCCGACGGGCGCAUGGAAGGCCCUUUCGAAGCGCCGUCGUGUUGGGGGAAGUCCAUGGUCGGAUCAGAUGGAAAGCCCAAAGUCAGGCGUGCUGAGGAUUGGAAGAGAUCUCUGGCAAAUUCCACUGUCGGUGUAGAGGACAGCCCAGCGUACCACGACAAGCUCUGCCGCGCACUGGGCCUGAAGUUCAAAGAGUGCAAAGCACAGGCUCCCGCGUCGAAGCACGUCAUUCAGGGUGUGCAAAUUUGCCUCAACGAAGAUGAGGCUGUGCUUUCGUGUACGCAAGCUCGGAAAGACAGAAUGGAGUCGAGCUUGGUGCAACUCGUGCUCGACAACCGCUUAAAGCCGUCCGAAGCGUCAACCUUGGCGGGAAAACUGCACUUCUUGGCCUCGUCCUUGUUCGGCAAGUCCAGUGCAGCUGCAAUUCGACCGUUCCACCAGCGAGCUCAGACAAGGGCAAGUGCAGAUUAUAAGCAAGGGUGGACUCUGAACCAAGCCUUGUGCGAUGCAAUUGCUUUCCUGCGGUAUAGCUUCGCGAAGAACGUGCCACGUGUCAUUAAGUUCUUUGUGCAGGGCAGGUCCGUCAUCUAUGCCGACGCGUUCUUCCAGCUCGGGGAUGAGCGCUUCAGCUUCCGCAACAUGGAUGAUGCGCCGGAUUGGGGCCGGACGCCGCCUGCAGCAUUUGCCAAUGGUUGGGGGUUCGUGGCGACUUCAGGGUCGCAGACUUGGUACGCAAUGGGUACUGUGCCGUUUUGGUUUGCACGUCACUUUUGUUCGCGAAGAGCAUAUAUCUACAUGCUGGAGAUCAUUGCACAAGUCCUGCCGCUCUAUGCACUCACCAGUCAGCUCCAUCGUGAUGUCAUCCUCUUCGUCGAUAACGAGCCUGCUCGCCAUGCGCUAGUUAAAGGCUACAGCAGAGACAGCAACGCCAACAAGCUUUUGCAGACUGCCUGGUGCUGCUUCGAGGCCAAUCGAUAUCAGCCGCAGUGGCAGCGAGUAGCUAGCUCGGCCAACAUUAGUGAUGCAGUCAGUCGCCAAGAUGAUUCGUUUGCCAAGAGUUCGGGAUGGACCCUCUUCAAGGCAGACUGGGACACCGUCUUCGACGAGCUGCUGCGACGUUGCAUGGAUGGACCUCUGAGGGGCUCUGACAGGGCUUAG